This is a messenger RNA of Sceloporus undulatus (fence lizard), 5574 nucleotides long. It is a transcript of the gene ZDHHC9, whose product is annotated as zinc finger DHHC-type palmitoyltransferase 9. The record is from RefSeq and is a predicted model, not a curated record. Gene Ontology annotation, molecular function: protein-cysteine S-palmitoyltransferase activity. Gene Ontology annotation, cellular component: endoplasmic reticulum; Golgi apparatus. The transcript has 10 exons. Gene Ontology annotation, biological process: peptidyl-L-cysteine S-palmitoylation; protein targeting to membrane. Bases 238 to 1380 code for a protein of 380 amino acids. Lineage: Eukaryota; Metazoa; Chordata; Lepidosauria; Squamata; Phrynosomatidae.
CGUGGCCAAUAAGGGCUCGAGGCCUUUCAUUCCCUUCACGGAGCGAUGCUGGGCAGAGAGGGAGCCAAGGGGGCUGCUGCUGCUGCUGCUGCUGUUGUUGGCGGGCCCGGCCUCGGCCCCGGCGGCGCGGAGCGGCAGGGGCUGAGGCUGGAUCUCUGAGAAUGGUGUAUACAUCCCAGUGGUUGGAGUGGAGAAGGCCCAUUGCCCAGCUGCCCUGCCUUCUGUGAAGGUGCAGCCAUGUCUGUGAUGAUAGCAAGGAAGAAAGUGACACGGAAAUGGGAGAAACUGCCCGGAAGGAACACAUUUUGUUGCGAUGGGCGCAUUAUGAUGGCCCGACAGAAAGGCAUUUUCUACUUGACCCUCUUCCUCAUUGUGGGGACUUGUGCCCUCUUCUUUGCUUUUGAGUGUCGCUACCUUGCUGUCCAUCUGUCCCCAGCAAUCCCCGUGUUUGCAGUCAUCCUCUUCCUGUUUGCAAUGGCUACGCUUUUGCGGACAAGUUUCAGUGAUCCAGGGGUGAUUCCACGAGCCCUGCCAGAUGAGGCAGCUUUUAUUGAGAUGGAAAUUGAGGCAACCAAUGGAACAGUGCCUCCUGGCCAACGGCCACCUCCACGCAUUAAGAACUUCCAGAUCAAUAAUCAGAUAGUGAAACUGAAGUACUGCUACACCUGCAAGAUCUUCCGUCCACCCCGUGCCUCACACUGCAGUAUCUGUGACAACUGUGUGGAGCGGUUUGAUCAUCAUUGCCCCUGGGUGGGGAACUGCGUGGGGAAGAGGAACUACCGUUACUUCUACCUCUUCAUCCUUUCCUUGUCUCUUCUCACCAUCUACAUUUUCUCCUUUAACAUUGUCUACGUUGCCCUGAAGUCCUUGAAGAUUGGCUUUUUGAGUACUCUAAAAGAAACCCCAGGGACAGCUCUGGAGGUUUUGAUCUGCUUUUUCACACUUUGGUCUGUGGUGGGGUUAACUGGCUUCCACACUUUCCUGGUAGCACUGAACCAGACAACUAAUGAAGAUAUCAAGGGUUCCUGGACUGGAAAAAACCGUGUGCAGAAUCCCUAUAGCCAUGGUAACAUUGCGAAGAACUGCUGUGAGGUUCUUUGUGGACCUCUGCCUCCCAGUGUGUUGGACAGACGAGGCAUCUUGCCACAGGACAGUGCUAUCCAAGACAGCAGUGCUAGGAUGGACUCCACAACACAAGGAGAUAGGAGUCCUGAAGCUGGUGCCCAGGAAGCCAGUGGUGCCUCAGAGAGUGGGAGUCCCCUCCCAGAGGAGAGUUUGCUCUCUGUGCCAACAUGCAACGUGCCACAGGAAUUGGCACAGCCACCUGCUGCAACUGAACCAUGUGUUCCAUCCUUGGAUAAUGAGCAGACAACACAUUAGCCUCUGAAAUGGACACAGUCUCUCCCUUUGUAUGGCUUUCUUAUUGUGAAGUUGCAGAGUGGACAAGAUGGGAACAGCUGGCUGGACAAUAGCUUUGUGGUUCCCUUUGACUGUUUGUUUAACAGUGGUUGUGGCCAGUGUCUACAAAGUGAGGGAUGCCAGAACUCUCUUUCUUAAGGACGCUGAGCACCUAUUGGACUAUUGAAGGGACUCUCUUUUUGAGAAGCAGUUGCUGCUGGCUGAGUCGGGCCCUUUUCACCUGUCUUUCACCUCUUAAUGUUAUUAAGUGAGUGCCUCUUCAGUUGUGACUCAGACAUCACCGAAUCAUGGAAUCUGCUGGGAAGAAGAUGGAGCUGAGGUUCUGUGCUAUCUUUCUACCUUUGACUGAAGUAUUAAGUUUGGCUGAACUUGGCUGCCAGUGGAGCCAAGUUUCUAAAUGGAGCUACAGCCAACCAUAUAUUUGUGAAACAGUGCCAUGUAUCUUGGAACCCCAAGUGAUCCUAAAUCAUAAAAUGAGCAGCCAGGAGAGGUCCAGAUCCUAUAUGACUCCAGGUCUAGGUAUUGGAACUGUGUGGUGAGGUAUCACUUUCCUCCCACUCCCUGGCCCCAGUUAGUAAGCCUUUCUGAGCAUUUCUCAGUUGUUGCUUCCUGCCUCUCUCCAUCCUGUUGCAGCCUUAGUUUCUUGAAUUGGGUAUGGCAAAGGCUGGCCCUCUUUCUUGACUAGCACUUUAGGCAGGAACUCUGAAGUGGAUCAUAAGUGGCAAGGUUACAAGGUAGCAGAAUGGCGGGAUGCACAUGGCUAGGAAGCAGUUCCCUACACAUGUAUAGGAGGUUGGCCAUGAUUCUAUGACUUCUUUGCAGCCCUUCAGUACUGCUGUGCCAUGACCUUAGUUGAUCCAGUUGAGAGCUGUAUUUUGGUAGUCUCUGACUAAAUGGUAUCUGGUUUGUCUGUCCAUCUUGUGUUUUCCAAUCCCCUCCCACUGUGGAAGCAGAGGGGAUGCGUCAAAAAUAGGACUGACAGGAAAGAAAGCUGGCCUUCUGAGCCAUUUCAGGCAAAUUCAUUCAUAGGCCAGUGGCAUGCGAGCAGAUAUCUGUGCAAUAUUAUUUCAUUCUAAAUGUGCCAGUCCAGCUGAAGAUGGGAAGUAUAUUUUUCAUGCUCCCUUGUAAAAACAAUAACACCCCCUUGCAUAUGCAAAACAGAUGUGUGUGGGAGAAUACUAGCUGAAAUAAUUUCCCCUGAAAUGUGGUCUUCAGGCAGGGAACCUGGAAGGGGGGGAGGGCAGUUUUAAAAAGUACUGUAAAAAGUAAUUAAACAACUGAUAUCUUCCAAAUGCAAAGGGCAGAGGGGAGAGGAGCAGAGAAUUGCUGAUGUUUCUGUAGUUGUCUCCAAGGUUUAACCUUUUUUCUACACUCAGGUAUGGAGAUAAUUAGUGAGAGGUAGUAGGAUUUUUACUUCCCAUCACAUCGAUGAGAUCUACUAAGUCUUGGUUUUUUGCUUUUUUUUGCUUUGCAUAGUCAACUCUUUCUGGGUUAGUAGGACUCUAGGACAUUCUGGCAAGGCUCUUACUGGAUAGCAAAAUGCUUUGACUGAGCUUGUGAUGUCUCUUUCUGUAAGGGGGUAGUAUCAGAGGGUUUCCACUUUGUUUGUUUGACAGGGGAAUGACUCCUUUAAUUUGGUCUGUGUGGCUUCCUUCUUUCCUUUUGCUGCACACAGUGAGAGGCAGGAAGUGGCAGGUGCCACUUCCAGUACCCCUUGCCAGUAGUGCCCUCCUGCCUGAAGCAAGGUCAGAGACUACUACCACCAACAACCAAAUCUCAAUAGUAUUGCAGCCAUCAUGUUUGGGAUAUAUUUUGUAAUGUACUGUGUCAAAUUGUUCUGAGGGGCAGGACGAUCCUGAGGUUUCAGUGUGAUCCUCUGAUCUCAGCAAUGAAGGCAUUGAAAUUUGUUUGGAGAGUAUUUGUGUGUUUGUGUGUGUGUUGCCUUGGUGCCAGCGUGCCACUGCUGCUUGGUGUUGACUUUGUACCACGGUUCGACUCGGCUCUCCUUCCUCCAGGUAUGAUUCAGUAUUUACUUUUAACUGCCUCUCUUGUAAUAAAAGGCAGCCUGCUUAUGUAAAGUGUAGAUUUUCCAGAAUACUUCCCUUUUGAGCCAAACAGAAAUUACCUGUGGGGCAUUGACUGUUCCCAUUUGACAAAACAGGAGAUUAGGUGCUGUGGACAUUUUUGACUUUUACGUAAAGGCACUUGACACAACCAUUUGUGUUUGGAGAAUUCUUUAGUCAGUGUUCUUUAAAACCCGGCUUUUUAGGUGGCUCUGGAAGUAGAAGGGGGAGGUUUCCAGUGGUGCUACUUGAAUAAGUGAUGAACCACUCCAAAUGAGUUAGUUGUAAAGAAGUGUUUGACCUCGCACCGUAAAGUAAGUGUCUGCUGCUUUGUCAAUUUUUUCAGGACAGGGACAUGGCUAAUCCUGUUGUGAGGGAGGAGAAAAAACUUCCUGGACACCUUACCCGCACAGCUGAAGACCACAUGUUUUUGAUCUGGAAACUUCCUAAAUGCCUGGCUCAAAGAGCUUGUGACUUACAAAAUUGCCUUUGGAAUGGCAGGAAAGCUUGAGCUGCCCCAUGGAUGGUGGUAGAAGUUUUUCUCCAAAAAAAGGCCAGAUCUGUGGUGAUAAAUGUGGUUUAUUGAGAGAUCGCUAUCGGAGACUAUGUGCCCAGUUUCUUCAUCCAUUUUGCCAAACAAUACAUAACAUCCUUAGCCAGCAAACAUCUAUGAUGUAGACCUCCUGAUCCCCUUGGUACUUGCAACUCAGCCAGCUCAGGAAUUGCACCUACCUGUUGGUGACAAAGAUGUUGUCCUAGCACUUCACAUGACUAGCCAUUCUUAACAAAGUAACUUAAAAUACAUCUAAAGAGGAGCAUGAGAUGCAAAGUCUCCACCAUCUUUUCCUCACAAAAGCUGGCCAUUUCUGUUUUUGCUAGUGAGGUGGGUACUAUUUUUUCCAUUAUUUUCCCUCACCAUAGUGUGAUGGAAGAAAAAGGGGUAUGGUAGCAGUAAUGGCAUUCUUGGGAUAGUUCACCUGUGUCUGCUGCUUUUUUUCCCACAGGACUGAAAGCAGGGUUUUCCCCCCAUACUUUAACUAGAAUUCUUUUGACUCAGGAGGAGUUGGGCCUACUGGGACAAAUGCACUUUCAGAAGGCCUGAAUAAAUGCAACAAAACACAACCUUUCCUGAAGACUAGAAAACUUGUUUCUCUAGCCCUUCCCCCCAGGAAUAGUAAGACUGGAGCAGUGCUCUUACUUGGUCCAAAGUGGGGGGUAAUAUCGUGCAGCCAUACCUUCUGGCUCAGAGGCAGGUGUGCCUGUGACAACAGCUUGCAUUUACCAACAAGUGGCCAGGAUCCAGAGAGAAGAAGCUUAUCUCAGCAGGAGUCAGCCAGAGAAAGAGUGUGUAGCCUUUCCUCCAAUUUAGAGUCUUCCCGCCCACUGUCCAAUGUCUCUGUUCCUUCAAAACAGCCAGAAUCCCGUGGAAUGUCACCUUUUGAUUCUUCAGGGGCCUGUUGAGCCUCCAUGCAUCCUCCAUCAUCUUCAGCCUCACUGCUUGCUGGAGAGAGAAAAACUAGCAGUUACAGGAAAGUCUUGAGUGCUGCAGGCCGUACACCAGGAGGGCUGGGGCAAUGUCAUGGAAUGGAGCAUUGCACACCAUGCUACAACAUGAAAAAUUAGCUGUAUCUGCUUUGACCAAGGGGCAGGAUGUCUGCUGGCAACCUAGCAGAGGCUGCACUUUUUCAGGAUUUACCACCUUGGAGCAUGAAAAAUGGGAAGCUAGCAGGGUGGACCUGAUUAGUAUUUGGGAGAGGGACUGCUAAGGAAUACCAGAUGCAGUAUCGGAUGCUUUCACAAGAAGGUAAUGGCAAUCACCUCUUGAGUAUUCCUCACCUAAGGAAACCCUGUGGAAAUUCAUGAGGUCACCUUGAGGACCAGUUGACAAGUGACUUGAUAUGGUACACAUGUGCGCCCAUGCAUAUCUUUUAGCUUAAAUCAGACUGCAUGUCUAGCCCAGCAUUUGUCAAUCGAACUUGCAGGAACCCCAGCAGUUUUUCAUUGUCUGUUCCUUUUUUAAGUCUCCUCCACAUAAGGCGAAUGUGUUGGGAAGUUGCAGUAUUUGUUGCUGUAGGUCUUGUUUUUUUUUUUU